This is a messenger RNA of Biomphalaria glabrata, 4096 nucleotides long. RefSeq lists its product as uncharacterized. Bases 48 to 3434 code for a protein of 1128 amino acids. NCBI's taxonomy places the organism in Eukaryota, Metazoa, Mollusca, Gastropoda, Planorbidae. The record is from RefSeq and is a predicted model, not a curated record. The transcript has 18 exons.
UAAAAAACUAGAUCUAGAAAGCAUUCACACAAUUCAAUUUUAAUAAAAUGUCUCAGCAAAUGGACCUGGAACGAGUUGAGGAUUCCUUAACAUCUUUCUUAUUAAAAACUGUUUUUAUUGAAAGGAAAAAUGAAUCUGCUCAGUAUGAAGAUUUGUCUCAAGUCCUUAAGAACAUUUUCAUGAAAUCUGGAAUUCCACUGCAAGGAAUAGAUGCAUUAAGAGUAAAUGCUGAGUUAUUUACUAGCAUUUUUGUUAUGCCACAGGAUGAUUCUCACAACAGCAUAUCUUCUGCUGAAUAUUUCUCUUUGAUCCUUGAUGAAAAGCUUGGCUGGCUGACCUUUUUGUAUGACCUUCUUGCAAGUGUCAGAGUUCCAGUUGCCAACAGAUUUUUGGAGAAGCUGUUGACAUAUGUAACAGACAAGUCAGUAGAGGAAUGCCAAGUGUCAAAUGUUAAAUUGCUAGUACUUGGACUGACAUUGGUUCAUACACUUCUUUUAGAUCUAGUCAGUCCUCAACAAGCUCGUCAUCAAGAUGAGCUAUCAGAAAAAUUUGAAAGAAAGUCUAAGGAUUUUCAGCUCCAUGUGACCUAUUUGUCACAGCUAAACAUUCGGUGUAUGAAUCUUUUGAAGAAACAUCUGAACUCUGACCUCAUCCUCUCUCUUGUUGUAGCUGAAGAUCAACUUUUCAGUCAGCUUGUUCACUUGCUGUCCAUGUCUGUCAUGAUAUUCAACCCAUGCUUGCUGGAAACAGAUGUCACGAAAAUGUUGUGUUCUAUGUGCAAAGGAAAAGUUACAAUCCCUGAGAAAGCAGUUUCAUUGGAUAAAAAUAAUAGAAAGACCAGAAAAAAAGUGGGCAAAGUAUUUUUCAAUAAGCCAGUUGAAAUGAUCAGCAUUGAUCUGAAUAAAUAUCACAGUUUGGUAAAAAUGAAAAAAGUGGAAGAUGUUAGCAGUGGUUGCAAACCAGGUGAAGAGAAUUUAGAUAUACACAAAGACGGUGAAAUCAGUUUGAUGAACAAUGCUAAGAAUGUUGAUUUUAAGAAAGAAGAUUUAACGUGCGAUAGCAAAAUGAGUUUUGAGAUGGAUAAAGUUGGCAUUAAAUGUGAUGAGCUACCAAAUUCUGAGAAAGUGUACAAUAUUGCGUUGACAACAUUGACCCAUCUGAAACAUGAAAUGACUACAUCAUUAUACUGUGACUUGUUGAGCUUCUAUUGUUCUGUUGAUAAGUGCCAUACCCCUUGUUUGUACCGUUUGCUGAGACGUUUCUUGACCAAUGAAAGUGAAAUCAGGAUUGGGGCUUAUGUCUUGGAUGGUAAGCAGCUGACCAGGUAUGUGCUGGACUUGAUCAUGAAUUUCCUCGAUGCUGAAACAAAUUCCUCAUCUGAAUUUCCACAAGAUCUGCUUGCUAAACUGCAAAGUCUUUCAAUAACUUCAUCCUGUGUUAAUGUAAAUAGACUGCUGAAAUCUGAGGUUGAGCUAAUUGUAGAAUCAGGCAGACUAUUGUCAGGGCAGGCUGAUCUCAUGAUGUUAAAAGCCGUAGUUAGCAGUAAAGAACCAGGCUGGAAAGAUCUCUUGGCUCUGGGAUUAAACAACGAUGACAUCAUCAACUGGUGGAGCAAAGGCUACUAUGACUUGGUUUGUGAACACCAAACUGUUCUGAUGACUGAGGACAAUGUUCAGCGGUUGUUUCAUGUCACAUGUCAUGCACUACACCAACAUAAAGACAUUGAGAUGUCAUCAUUGUUAAUUCAGCUUUUUAAGAGAAUGUUUCUUGGUCUGUCCACACUAUUACAAGAACAAAUUGUCCUGUCUGUCAUCAAGACCAUGGAUACUAGUGAGUCUUUCUGUAAGUUUCAGCAUCAGUUGAGCCAGGAAGUUGUCCUCAAUGAGCUCAUUCCUCUUUACAACAAGCUAACCUUGGCCAAUAUUGACCUAGCAAUGUCCACUGUGCUGUACCUGUGUCUCUUCUAUCCUGAUGUGGUUAUCAAACAGUCAUUGCUCAUGGCCAUUGGAAACAAAUCACAAGUUGGACUUUUUGUUCGUGUGUUUCAGAAAUUUUCCAAUGUUUGUAAGUCUUGCCGUGCCAAAGCACAUCAGUCCAGGUUGAUUGAGUCUUGUCAGGAUGUGCUGAGAACCUGCAAAUUGGAUGAGAAAAUUACUAAGAACACAGCUCACCUGUUAACGGAGCUAAUAAAGAGUUACACUCUUACAAUAGAUGUUAACAGCGGGAUCAGCAUUCAGCAAGGUGGUCUGCUGAGUCCAUUUGAUGUUGUUCAGUUCUUUGUGGUCCCUGGACUGAUCAGCGAUAACUCCAAAUACCUCUGGUCACAAAGCCAGGGUUCAGCCGAUGUCAGUCCAUCAAGUUUGUUUGAACCCAGUGUGCUGUUCACAAACUUGUCUCUGAACAUUCUCCUUUCCUUGUUGGAAAACUUGAAGAAAACAUCAGUUGUAGAUUUACAUCCCUUUCCUUUGCUGGCUGUCCUAUCAAACUUAUACCUGGACAACUACUUUGUGUAUGUCGAUGGACAGUUGGACAAAAACAGAGUGACAGUGAAACAGUACAGUCAACUUUGUUUACUCAAACUGAUGCAAGUCAUGGCCAAAAGUUCUAAACUGUUUCCAGAAUCAAGUUUCUAUUGGCUGAGAAACCAUUCUUUGACCUCAGGUUGGUUACAUGUGGCACUACUAAAGCCAGUUCUAGAUCAUUGCUGUGACCUUGAGUUUCAAAGUUUGCUGGGGUCUGUCAUGAGAACAACUUCAGCAGCUAACAGUGAUAACUUAAAACUGCUGAUGCUGAUAACACAGCUGGCCUUAGUGAAUGAUGAAAUGUUCCUGGAAAUCCAACAUUUCCUUCAACAUGUCAAACUGUCUGCCAGUUCUGGGAUAUUUAUCAUAGUGAUUCAGCAGAUGCUUUUAAUGGCAUUACCUGCAGACCUUCAAAGACUUGUCAAGUUGUUGAUUCUGUUGGUGGAGUCUCAGGUUUUGACAGGUUUAAUGGCUGAUAAGGAAGCUGAACCAUUAACAGUGUCUAACAAAUCAAUCCUAGUUGGUCAGUACUUGACAGAUGCUGUUAUUUUGCUGUGUUCAGAGCUGUCAUGUCAGUCAUCCUUAUGUCAUGUCACUAACAACUACAUUUCUGCCAUUCAGGCCCUUAUACCAGCAGGCAUCCAGGAUGUCACUCUACUGAUGUCACUCUUCUGUCAGCACUGUCACAUGCUGUCCAUUGUGACCUGCCAAGUGGCCCAGGUCCUGCAAAUGUCAGCUCUCGACCUUUUGAUGAAACUGAAACCUCAGGCAGCAUCAAAACAUGGGGGCAAGCAGUCUGUCCUGACCAGGAGUCACAUCACUCAGCUAGAAGACUAUGUGGUAUUUGUAAAGGAGGAAGGAGUCAGGAGUGUUCUAGUGAAACAGACUCUGGAACUGGUGAAAAAAAUGUAAUUGUUAGCCUGUUGUAUCAUUGUUUUCAUUGAAUUGUUUACUGUUUUGUUUUUGCAUAGAACUAAUGAACUUGAUACCUUUGAUUAUUUAUACAUCAGUGAAACAGGAAGUGUAAGGAUUUGAUUCAUGAAAUUCAUAAUGUUUAGGGGUUGUUUUUUUUGAUGAUUUGUGUCCUUCCCAAUGGGCUCUUAAGUUUGUAUCCCCUUGGUGACUUGGAAUCUUAAAUUUUAAGAUUUUCAUUUAAGCUGGGUUGCUGAAAUUUUAAGAUAGAAUCCUCUAAAGGUAGAAUUUAUAUAUAAGUUUUAUAUAUAGGUUAUUACAUGGUCCAUUGGAGAACUAUUUUUUCCUGUUUAAUAGCUUGAUUUACAUAUUAAUCACUAUCUGUUGGACCUUUGGGGCUCCACACAUAUGAUCUUUCUACCAUACUCCACACAAAAUUCUCCCUCCCCCCUCCCAAAAAAAAAGAAAGAAGAAAUAUUUGAAAGCUGUAGCCUUCAGGAUAGAGUCUGAUAGCAUCAUCUAUUUCUAUGAAUCCUCUCUGUGAUGUUUUCAUUGUUUAGUUAGUUGUUGAGAUUUGUAAAAUUUGAAUAUUGUUUUAUUUUAUUUCGUUAUUGUAUAUAGUUAAAUUUUAUUUCAUGUUGAAAUUUAAAGAUCAAAAUACA